AUGGUCAAGUCGUUACUCUUCGGAACUGAAAAGGAAAUAGACAUCAAUAUGGAAAACGUCACAUUUUUCUAUGACCAUUUCGACGACGACACCAUUCCCGAAGAACUACGGCGGUCUCUUUCAGUAAGGGUGAUCAGCUCAGUGUUCACCCUUUUGGUGGGUGUGGUAAGCAUUGUCGGAAACUCGGCUGUGGUCUUCGUUUCUUAUGAAGAAGCACAAUGCGCAUUUGAUUGGCGCAUUUAUGAAGUUCGGUUUUUCUCAGUUCCGUCAAUUGUUGUCGGCUUCUACAUUCCCGGAUUGUUCAUGAUAAUCUGCAACGCGUUAGUUAUUUCUACAGCCUUGAAAUGGGAGAGAAAAAAAGUAUUUGUCAUGCGAAUGAAUGAGUCAUCUGAAAACAAUGAGAACAUGAAGAAAACAAUUAUAACCACAUUGGUUCUCGUUAUAACGUACUACGUGUGUGUGUCUCCCUACGUUGUAUCGAAAAAUGUUUACAUACUUACAGGUUUGAAUAUUCCACCAUUAUGGAAUAUUUUUUGUACAGUACUUUUUUACAUGUCGUCUGCGGUAAAUCCGUUUAUUUAUGCUAUUCUCCGUAAAGAUUAUACUGCAGCGUUCAAGACAAUCCCCCGAAUGUUGUCCCAAAGAUUUUUCUGA
This is a messenger RNA of Uloborus diversus, 654 nucleotides long. Its product is annotated as motilin receptor-like. The coding region runs from base 1 to 654 and encodes 217 amino acids. Gene Ontology annotation, cellular component: membrane. Gene Ontology annotation, molecular function: G protein-coupled receptor activity. The transcript is spliced from 3 exons. Gene Ontology annotation, biological process: G protein-coupled receptor signaling pathway. NCBI's taxonomy places the organism in Eukaryota, Metazoa, Arthropoda, Arachnida, Araneae, Uloboridae. The record is from RefSeq and is a predicted model, not a curated record.